Drosophila pseudoobscura is the source of this 1460-nucleotide messenger RNA. It is a transcript of the gene Hex-C, whose product is annotated as Hexokinase C. Gene Ontology annotation, molecular function: glucokinase activity; D-glucose binding; ATP binding. Gene Ontology annotation, biological process: glucose metabolic process; glycolytic process; glucose 6-phosphate metabolic process. The transcript has a single exon. Bases 61 to 1425 code for a protein of 454 amino acids. Lineage: Eukaryota; Metazoa; Arthropoda; Insecta; Diptera; Drosophilidae. The record is from RefSeq and is a predicted model, not a curated record. Gene Ontology annotation, cellular component: mitochondrion; cytosol.
GUCGUUACUCAUCGUUCGAGACAAGCGGUUGGACCCAGAGCCCAGAUUAGCCGAAUCAAAAUGAUGGAUGUGGAGGUGCGAGAACUUAUGCAAGCCUUUGUGCUGAGUGACUACCAGGUUCAAGAGGUGUACAGUCGAUUCUGUGCGGAAAUAUCAAAGGGCUUGAAGCGGUCCACACAUGCACUAGCCAACACCAAGUGUUUUCCGACUUAUGUGCAAGACUUGCCGACGGGCGACGAGAUGGGGAAGUAUCUCGCGCUGGACUUGGGUGGAACAAACUUCCGAGUGCUGCUUGUUUCCCUCAAAGGUCACCACGACGCCAUGGUGGAGUCCCAGAUAUAUGCAGUUCCGAAGGAUUUGAUGGUUGGCCCUGGCGUCGAGUUAUUCGAUCACAUCGCUGACUGUCUCGCCAGAUUUGUGGAAAAGCAUGAAAUGCGAAAUUCCCAUCUCCCACUAGGUUUCACCUUUUCGUUUCCCUGCGAACAGAAAGGUCUCAAGGAGGCCAUUUUGACGCGCUGGACAAAGGGCUUUGGCUGUCCGGGUGUGGAAGGCGAAGACGUUGGUCGUUUGCUGCAUGAGGCCAUCCAGCGACGGGGCGAUGCGGAAAUUGCCGUCGUAGCCAUACUCAACGAUACCACAGGCACUCUCAUGUCCUGCGCACACCGAAAUGCUGACUGUCGUGUAGGCGUUAUCGUGGGAACUGGCUGCAACGCCUGCUACGUCGAAGACGUAGCGAACGUGGAUCUUCUGCACGCGGACUUCAAACGAAACCAGAAAGACGUCCUGGUCAAUGCAGAGUGGGGAGCCUUUGGUGAGAGCGGCCAACUGGAUUUUGUGCGCACCGAAUAUGACCGCGAGGUGGACGAUACGUCGAUCAACAAGUCGGAGCAAUUAUUUGAAAAAAUGACUUCCGGCAUGUAUCUGGGAAGAUUAGUUCGUUUAAUACUGAUGCGCGCCAUGCAGAGCAAAGUCAUAUUCAAGUUAAGCAAUCGACGGGAACAUUUUGCCACCGCGUUGCAAAAAAAUGAAGACGUCUUUGAAACACGAUUCAUAUCCGAGAUUGAGUCGGAUUCUUUUCCAGAAUUUUCGAAAACAAGAACUAUUAUCACGGAGCUUUUUGGGCUGGAGAAGGCCUCAGUCGAAGACUGCCAGAAAAUUAAGUACAUCUGCGAGUGUGUGUCCAAGCGGGCGGCCACCUUGGUGGCCAUUGGCGUCAGUGGCCUGAUCAACAGAAUUUCAGACCGCAGAGUUGUUGUUGGCAUGGACGGCUCCGUGUACAGGUACCAUCCUAAAUUUGACGCCUACAUGCGCAAUACAAUGCACAAGCUGGUGAAGUCGGACAAGGAGUUUGAUAUUAUGCUAUCGGAGGAUGGUUCGGGGCGUGGUGCGGCUCUUGUCGCCGCUGUCGCCAGUAAGACGAAGUGAUAGAAUAAAAAAUUGGCUCAUUCCUGGAACUUACA